Molecule: messenger RNA, 2208 nt
Organism: Solanum dulcamara
Lineage: Eukaryota; Viridiplantae; Streptophyta; Magnoliopsida; Solanales; Solanaceae
Product: poly [ADP-ribose] polymerase 2
Exons: 18
Coding region: 163-2073 (636 amino acids)
Molecular function (GO): NAD+ poly-ADP-ribosyltransferase activity
Source: RefSeq, a predicted model, not a curated record
UCCCAUUUCACUUUCCAAAUUUGAAAAGUCUGAAAGGAGGCCCGCGCUAUACCGUGCGCUGCACAAAUUGUUGCAACAAUCUUCUUUAACAAGCUUUUUCCCUUCACUAGUAAAAGUAUAUAACUAGUUCUGCAACUUCUCAGCACUGAAAACAUUCAAACAAUGGCCAACAUUACCAAGCUUAAAGUCGAUGACCUUCGUAAGGAGCUUUCAAGUCGCGGUCUUGACACCACAGGAACCAAAUCCAUACUGGCAAGGAGGUUGGACGAGGCUAUUGAGGAGGAAGAGGAAAACAAGAAGAAAUUGAAUGGUGAUAGGAAAAGAUCGAGGGUUGAUUCUGACUCAAUUGGGUCAGGGAAAAUGAAUGCUGUGGAGGAGUAUAAGAAAAUGAGUGUUAAGGAGUUAAGGGAAGUAGCCACUUCUCGUGGGAUUUCAAGUACUGGGUCCAAGAAAGAACUUGUUGAGAGGCUUUGUGCUGCUGCUGAUUCACACUCAAAAGAUAAUCUUGGAGUUGGAGAUGAAGACGAGACAGAGAAGUUGGUCACAGCAACAAAGAAGGGUGCAGCUGUUUUGGAUCAAUACCUGUCAGAUGACAUCAAAGAACGGUACCAUGUCCUGCAACAAGGAAAUGAUAUUUAUGAUGCCACAUUGAACCAAACAAAUGUUGGGAACAACAAUAACAAGUUUUAUAUCAUUCAAGUUCUAGAGAAUGAUAGUGGUGGGAAUUUCCUUGUUUACACAAGAUGGGGUAGAGUUGGUGUAAAGGGUGGAACGAAGAUCAGUGGUCCCUAUACGUCUGCCUAUGAUGCCACAUCUGAGUUUAAGAGUAAAUUCUAUGAGAAGACCAAGAACUAUUGGUCUAACCGCAAAGAUUUUUUUUGUCAACCAAAGCAUUAUGUUUGGUUGGAAAUGGACUAUGCUGAAAAUGGGAAAGACUCCUUAGUCCAAGGACAGUCCAACCCAGUACCAAAAAGUCAACCUCGUGAGACUAAGCUGGAGGCCCCGAUUGCAAAGUUCAUAUCUCUUAUUUGCGACAUCAAUAUGAUGAGGCAGCAAAUGAUGGAAAUAGGGUACAAUGCUAACAAGUUGCCACUCGGUAAAUUGAGCAAGACAACCAUUUUAAAGGGCUAUGAUGUCUUGAAAAAUAUUGCUGAUGUAAUUGGCCAGUCCAACAGACCACUGCUUGAAGAUUUGACCAGUCAAUUCUAUACAGUCAUUCCUCAUGAUUUUGGAUUCCAGACGAUGCGUGAAUUUGUCAUCGACACCCCUCAGAAGUUAAAACGCAAAAUUGAAAUGGUCGAAGCUCUUGCUGAAAUUGAAGUCGCAACUAAGAUAUUGGAGGAUAACACAGAUAUACAGGAGGAUCCCUUGUAUUAUCAAUAUGAACAACUUCAUUGCAAACUUGUUCCAGUUGAAGUCGGUUCCCAGGAAUUUCUCAGGUUUAUAAAGCUGAGUGAUGUUAUUUUUGGUCAGAUUGAGAGUUACAUGAAGAAUACCCAUGCAAAAACACAUUCUAGUUAUGCUGUCGAUAUUGUUCAAAUAUUUAGGGCAUCAAGAGAUGGUGAAACUGAAAGAUUCCAGAAGUUCUCUGAUAUGAGUAAUAGGAUGCUUUUAUGGCAUGGUUCUCGGCUCACAAACUGGGCUGGCAUUCUUUCACAGGGUUUACGAAUUGCUCCUCCAGAAGCACCUUCAACAGGGUACAUGUUUGGGAAAGGUGUUUAUUUUGCUGAUAUGUUCUCCAAAAGUGCAAAUUAUUGCUAUGCCUCAUCGGCUGCUAAGAAUGGUGUCCUUCUGUUGUGCGAGGUUGCUCUUGGUGACAUGAAUGAGCUGCUGUCAGCCAACUACGAUGCUGAUAAGUUGCCUUCAGGAAAACUAAGCACCAAAGGAGUUGGUGCCACGGCCCCAGAUUUCAAAGAAUCUCAAAUACUCGAAGAUGGUGUCAUCGUUCCUUUGGGAAAUCCAAAGAAGCAACGAAAGCAGGGUAGUUUGAUGUAUAAUGAGUACAUAGUUUACAAUGUGGAACAAAUAAGGAUGCGCUAUGUUAUCCAAGUUGAGUUCAAUUAUGGGAUAUAAUCAUAUUGUAAAUAUAAUUUCAUCUUUUUAAGUUUCUACUAUCAGUAAUUUCGUUUUGGCAUUAAUGCGUCAUGUAAAUUUUGAUACUUUUGAAUCGUCUACGCUAAUCUAGCUAGAUACUGAGUUAGUUUGUUU